This is a messenger RNA of Heterotrigona itama, 684 nucleotides long. The record is from the annotation of a GenBank genome assembly. NCBI's taxonomy places the organism in Eukaryota, Metazoa, Arthropoda, Insecta, Hymenoptera, Apidae.
AUGAAUAAUAAACAGAGGAUGCGGGACGAAAUGCAAAUGAUGAAACGUUAUUUAGUUUUGUGUACGGAAGCUAAUAAACAAGGAUUACCAUGGAAAAUUGGAAUACGCACUCAUAUGAUAGAAAAUUCGGGAAAUUAUUCAAUUAAAGAUCUUGUUGAUCUUAAUAACGGAAUUCUCUUAGAAGAAAUUCGUACUGCAUAUGAUAUUAUGCAAAUUCACAUUACCGAACAAUGCGAAUUAUGCAAGGCGAGAGGUCAUUUAUGUGAAUUGUGUGGUAAUGAUGAAAUUAUAUAUCCAUGGGAUGCAAGUUCUAUUACUUGUCAUCAAUGUUCGGCUGUUCAUCACCGUGCAUGUUGGUCAAAACAAAAUCACUACUGCCCACGAUGCACAAGACUUCAAAAGCGACGUGCCUUGCAAGAUCAAAUUUCAGAUACAGAUGAUUGUAUUAAAGAAAAUGGAUUGAACACAAGUGAAUCGCUAAGUGAUACAACAUAAAUGCCAAAUAUCGCGCUUAUUGUGAUUUCAAUUUUUUAUAAAAUAAAAUUAAAAGACAUUUAUAAGAUCCAUAUUCUAUAAUAUAUAAGAUAUUUCGGAUUUAUUUUAAGUAGUAGUGAUAGAAAUAUAAUUCUAAAAUAGAUAUAUAAAUAUUGUUUUUUUAUAGAAAGAUUACUAGUUAUAAUUCAC